This is a messenger RNA of Mesorhabditis spiculigera, 1143 nucleotides long. NCBI's taxonomy places the organism in Eukaryota, Metazoa, Nematoda, Chromadorea, Rhabditida, Rhabditidae. The record is from the annotation of a GenBank genome assembly.
AUGCGUCGGUGGUCGGGGGCACUGAUCGUCUUCCUCUACAUUUAUUCACUGCUAGCACUUCCGCAUCCGCAGGACCCCUCGAGCCAAUACCGCAACAAUCUGAUCGCCGAGCACUCACGAAAGACAUUUCGCGAAACAGACGCCGAAGAGACGAUUCAAUCGAUUCUCGACGAUAUUCCGGAAGCGACUGCCGAUACAUUUUCGACGCGACAACAGCCAAUCACGGAGCCGUUGAAGCAUUUUGCGAACGACUUUGCAGAGAGCGCGCGAGAAAAUUUAGAAAAGGGGGAAGAUGCGAACAUUUUCAAAAAGCUCUGGUACGAUCCGGACUACAAAGUCCAUUCUCUAUGUGAGCCGCACAGUUCUGGCAACCAGAACGAGCAGCUUGUUUGGACAGAAUCUGGGGAUCGGCUGCUCAAAGUCAUUGGAAACGGGGUUGUCAAGGAUGGGUACAAUAUGUUUAUGGCGCCGAAUCAAGCGAGGGGAAAACGUACAGAUGUCUACGUAGCGAUGUAUAUCGAAUCCAUGUCGUCAUUUAAGGCUCAGACGAUGGAUUUCGAAAUGGACAUGUACCUGGCGAUGGGCUGGUUUGACCGUAGACUCGCCCAUAAUUGUACGCAUCCGAUUCUGGUGACGAGCAAGGUGAUCGCUGACCGCAUCUGGCACCCAGAUCUCUAUUUUGUCAACUCAAAAUUUGCAUAUCUACAGGAGGUGACAACCCCCAACUUCAUGGUGGUCGUCUACCCAGACGGGUUGGUGUUCAAAUCGGUGCGCGUGGAUGUGACCCUGUCGUGUAUGCUGGAGCUACGACUCUUUCCAAUGGACUUCCAGGAAUGCCCGAUUACCAUACAAAGCUAUGCCUUCAUCGAAAACAUUGUCAAACUAAAUUGGCAUAUUGAUCGACCGCAUUUUCCGAUCGGGUCUAAUCAGGCGAUAAAGCUAAACGAUAUGGUAAUUGUUCGGACAAGAUUCGAAGACUGUUCCGGGGCAUACCCGAUGUUUCGCGGCAGCUGCAAGAACGAGAGCUGCUACGCCAACUGGUCGUGUAUCCAGGCGUUCAUCGUGAUGAAACGGCUCGUGUUGUUUCAUAUUAUCCAGACGUAUAUUCCGACGGGUGAGGAUUUGAAAGCGAUAAAGAUUGCC